Messenger RNA from Trachymyrmex cornetzi, 1558 nucleotides. RefSeq names its product Sideroflexin-1-3 (gene Sfxn1-3). Gene Ontology annotation, biological process: serine import into mitochondrion; monoatomic ion transport. Bases 349 to 1335 code for a protein of 328 amino acids. The transcript is spliced from 4 exons. Gene Ontology annotation, molecular function: monoatomic ion transmembrane transporter activity. Gene Ontology annotation, cellular component: mitochondrial inner membrane. Lineage: Eukaryota; Metazoa; Arthropoda; Insecta; Hymenoptera; Formicidae. The record is from RefSeq and is a predicted model, not a curated record.
CAUGGAUCGAACAAGGGGGGUGAAGAGGAAGAAACGGCGCCGAGCGUGUGGAAGCGGAGCGUGGUAGAGAAAAAGAGAGAGGAGACUCAGUGACUGGACUCUGGAGCGGGUCAGUCGGCUGGGAGCUGGAUGAUCAGCCUGUCUUGUGAACGGUUGUAAAACGUCACGUAUGCCGUCUCUCUGGAGGCUGACGGAUUCCCAGCAGAUGUGCAGGUGUGACGAAAACACGACGACGAUUCACUGACACGUCGUCGUGAUAGCAAAGUGGGGAAGAAUAGGUGAACGUGGGUGAGGAAGAGAGGAUACAGCCAACCAAGCCCAAAGACGUUAAGAGGGAAACCUGAUAAGAUGUUUGGAAGAAAGGAAAUCGAAACGCCGAAGGAAAUAGACAUUGAUAAACCGUACUGGGAUCAGAGCACUUACCGCGGAAGGGCAUUGCACUUCUUGACAGUAACAAACCCGCUUAAUGUCUUCGCCACGAGCCAGCAACUUGAACGCGCGCGUGAUGUCGUCACGAAAUACAGACAGGGUGAGGUCCUAGAAAAACAAGGAAUCACCGAAAACGAAUUAUGGAGAUGCAAAUAUCUUUACGAUAGCGCCUACCACCCUGAUACCGGGGAGAAAAUGCUGUUAAUAGGCCGUAUGAGCGCGCAAGUUCCCAUGAAUAUGAUGAUAACCGGCUGUAUGAUGACAUUUUACAAAUCAACGCCGGCUGUAAUUUUCUGGCAAUGGGUCAAUCAGUCAUUCAAUGCCAUAGUAAAUUAUACGAACCGUAGUGGAUCAAGUCCGAUUCCAACGGAAACGUUAGCGCAGAGUUAUAUCGGCGCUACGGGAGGCGCCGUGAUAACGGCAUUGACUCUGAACCGUCUCGCUCAACGUGGACCACCGCUCGCAGGCCGAUUAGUGCCACUGGCGGCAGUUGCGGCGGCUAAUUGUGUGAAUAUCCCUCUUAUGAGAGUCACUGAACUUCAAAAUGGUAUUGAAUUACAAACCGAAGACGGGACGAAAGUCGGCCACAGUAAACGAGCAGCUAAACAGGCAAUAGCAACCGUGACAUUAUCGCGAAUACUUAUGGCCUCUCCGAGUAUGAUAUUGGCGCCAAUAGUAAUGAAUUACCUAGAUCGAAGACAGCUGUUACGUAAUGCGAAAUGGGCUGCCGGACCAAUUCAAGUUUUAAUUUGCGGAGUGUGUCUCACUUUUGCAACGCCGCUUUGCUGUGCUCUCUUCGCACAGCGCGUCCCUAUUUCAAUAAAUCAACUGGAGCCUGAUAUACGAGAGAAAGUACGAUUGCAUGAUACUAAUCUGGAGACUGUAUAUUACAAUAAGGGCCUUUAAACGACGUGACAAAAAUCACACAGUUCUUGAAUUUUUAUCAUUCCAAGAACACAGCCUAUUAUUGAAACUCAGGUAUAUACAUUCCCGAACCGAACAUUCGAAAGCAUAUAUUAUCAUAAACUUCCAACGAUUCAUAAGUGAUUCGUUCUUGUUGAUACUUAUACUUCCAUAAAUAUAAAUGUCCAUGUGUUGAUCAUGAGAUAAAAAUUUGCAAAAACUCUAU